Messenger RNA from Periconia digitata, 1195 nucleotides. NCBI's taxonomy places the organism in Eukaryota, Fungi, Ascomycota, Dothideomycetes, Pleosporales, Periconiaceae. The record is from the annotation of a GenBank genome assembly.
CAUACGCAAAUCCACGACGAGCACACCUACAUAUCAAACGCAGCACCUUUAUAUCCCGUCAUGAUACUCCCACGUCAGACGUCGAGCGCUUUCGACAACCACUACUACCGCUUCUUCAACGCGCAACAGCCCGAAAAAACAAUAUCAUCUGGCAAAUCCCGCGACGCCAACGGCGCCAUCACAAUGACUGGCCUGGGUCACUUCUCCUCAUCCGAAAACUGGCUUCUCCACUUUCAAUCCGGACGCUACUUCAUCCGCAACUUCGACUACGGCGGCGAGUUCCAACUCGGGCUCGAGACCAAGACGUCGACUGAGCCUAAACUAUGGCCGAGGAGUGGGGUCGUGGGUCAGCAGUGGACGAUGAAGAAGAUGGAGGGCGUAGAUGGGAACACGUUUGUGUUGACGAAUGCGCUGCUGGGGGAGGAGUUUUAUUUGGGACUGAAUGAGCUGAAUCCGGUUAUGACCAAGGAUUUGAAGAGGGGCACACAGUGGCGGAUCGAGAUGAACGAGUCUGCAGGAAUGCCGGCGGCAGGCAGUGGGAUGAUUGAGGAUGUAGAUGGCGCCGAGAGCCUCCCACCUUCAGCAUCUUCAUCCGCAUCCCCGUCCGCAUCCUCAUCACCACCCCGAUACACUGCGCCCUCCUCACCAACCACAUUCCCAUCCCCACAAACCACACUGUCUCCCGCGUCCAACACCUCACCCCCACACAUGAGCAGCGGCGCAAUAGCAGGAAUAACAAUCGGCAUCCUCGCCUUGCUAGCCGCCCUCGCAACCCUUGUCCUCGUCCUCCGCUCGCGCCACAACAAAGCCAAAAAAGCAGCCGCAACGACUUCCAAGCGUUCAAGCCACCUUGAACACUACCCGCCCAUCUCAUCGCCGCUGCACGGCUCGUUUACCAAGUUGAGCGAAGCAGGCGCGGGGGUAACGGGGCGGUACUACGCGAGGGAGAAAGAAGUAUUCGCGUAUCAAGCUGGUGAUGGGGGCAGCGGGCCGGUGGAGAUUGAUAGUGUGAGUGUUGGGAGCGUGGCGCAGGAGUUGAGUGGGGACUGUGAGAGGAGGGAGAGGGAAGUUGUGGAGUUGGAUUGUGGUGCUGCGCCUGCGAGGCCGAGGGAGGUCAUGUGAAUGAGAAUUCGUCCUUUCGUUCGGUCUCGUGCUUUUUCUUUUGGCUCGGCGGUGCGGGAUUGGGACUCGGUAC